GCUCCAAGGAGUACGGACUAUAUUUAAAAAAAAAUUAUUUAAUAUUAAAAACGUGUUUUUAAAUUUAUCAGAAAAUGUUCUCAAGAUUAGUUGUUUUGGGUUUCGUUAUAUGUGUGGCGAAUGCGGCGACUUGGAUAGGUCGGUUACCGAAAAAACCUGAACAUUUAGCCCACAAAGAGGGAUGUUACGUUAAGGAAAUUGAUGACGUCAUAGCAUUUGGAAAAACUGUAACACCCAUUGGACAUUGUUACGAGAUAUCAUGCGGGAAAAGGAUGAUGGACUAUUCUUCAUGCGGUACAAUUGACUCCAGCGACGAAUCCAAGUGUUUCAUAACUGACAUAGAUCUUAGCAAGCCAUUUCCAGAUUGCUGUCCUCAAUUUAAAUGUGAUAUUGAAAACAACAUCGACUAGAUUAGAAAUUUAUUAUAGUUAUUGACAUCCGCGUAUCUAGUGGCACUUGUCGUCAUAUCGAAUUAACGAAAAUGUCAAUUAAGCUUGCCGUGUGAAAAUUGAAUAGAAUAGAGGAUGACCGAGCUUUGGUCGUUUUUUUUUUUUUUA
Bombyx mandarina (wild silkworm) is the source of this 557-nucleotide messenger RNA. RefSeq lists its product as uncharacterized. The record is from RefSeq and is a predicted model, not a curated record. Lineage: Eukaryota; Metazoa; Arthropoda; Insecta; Lepidoptera; Bombycidae.